This is a messenger RNA of Bombus pascuorum, 868 nucleotides long. It is a transcript of the gene RsfS312, whose product is annotated as mitochondrial assembly of ribosomal large subunit protein 1. The transcript is spliced from 3 exons. Gene Ontology annotation, biological process: negative regulation of ribosome biogenesis; negative regulation of translation. The record is from RefSeq and is a predicted model, not a curated record. Gene Ontology annotation, molecular function: ribosomal large subunit binding. Lineage: Eukaryota; Metazoa; Arthropoda; Insecta; Hymenoptera; Apidae. Bases 53 to 847 code for a protein of 264 amino acids. Gene Ontology annotation, cellular component: mitochondrion.
ACGUUUACGUUAUUCGAAUAAACUUAACCUUGCUUUAUAUGUGCAGAGCAACAUGCGAACUGCAUUAACAAGUCUUUUACGAACAAAAAUACAAUUUUAUAAAUAUUUAAAACCUCGUACAAAUAAUGUAGUAACAUAUUCUCAAUUAAGACAAAUUACGAUGUUUUCAAAUAAUAAUCAAAGACAAUUUAAUAACGAUGAAAAUAUUGAAAACGAAACACAUAACCUAGUCGGUUCGCUUAGUACCACUCAUAAAGUUUUUAAAGAUGAAAAUGCAGAAAUUAUUUUUGAUGUCAGUGAAAAACAAGAAAUGAUUAAUUUAGAAGAUUUAAGAAUUGAGGAAGAACCUCACGAUCCUUAUGAAGGAAUAAAUUUAAAACGUGGCGUAAAUGGCGUGUUUGAAAUAGAAGAUCUUAUAUCAUUAUUACAAAAAAGUAAUGCCAAAAAUAUCUUUGUUACUUCUGUACCCUCUGAAUUACAAUAUGUUGAUUACGUAGUUAUAGUAACAGGUAAAUCAAAGAAGCAUAUGCAGUCAGUUGCUAAUUUUGUCCGGAAAGUGUAUAAAUUAAAAAAGGACAAAACAGAUUUCUUGCCAAAAAUUGAAGGAGAAGAUUCAAAAGAUUGGCUUGCUUUAGAUUUAGGAAAUAUCGUAUUGCAUAUUUUUUCAAGUUCUGCUAGAUCAUUAUAUGAUUUAGAAACAUUGUGGUCAGUUGGGCCUGAUUAUGAUGAUAAAAGUAGAAGUUCUACUGACGAAGACAUUAUGGAACAAUAUAAUACGUUUUUGUCUGAUUUAGAACCAAUUGAGAAUAAUGAUGAUGAUAAAAAGAAUGAAAUGUAUAGACAAUAAAUAUAAAAGUUAUCUAAAUGA